AUCAGCUGAUCGAGAACGAUAGUGACGCCAGGGUAAAACCAGAAAAAUGCCGCAAGUUAAGAAAAUGCACGUGAAAUCCCCGCCAGAAACGCCAGCUGAGGCUGGAGCUGGAUCUCCCGGAGAAGCCUCGUCGGUGGCCGUGGCGGCGGAUGCCUCCGAAACGGAGAACCUGGUGAAACUGGUCAUGGCAAUGGGUUAUCCAGAGGGCGAGGUUCGCAUUGCCUUGGCCCGCAGCAACAACAACGUGCAGCUGGCGGUGGAGAUUUUGGUCGUUGGCGAGCCUGAAAACGAUGACAAGGAAUCCCGGAAGCGACGUCGCAGUCGCCAGCGAUUGCGUCAGCUGCGCAGCUCCCUUCUGGGGGAUCCCGAGUCGACGGACAAGGCCAUCGAGCAGAUGAUGCGGGAUAUUGAUACCGCACAGGCGCUCACUGAGAUCGUUGGCAGGAGCAGCUUGGAGGCCAUGCAACUGUUGCUCGCCGAGGAGGAGGAGGAGGAGGAGGAGUACGCCGAGGAGCAGGAGCUGACCCUCAGUCCGGAGCCUUCAUCUUCAUCCGCCGAGAGCUCGCCGGGCAGCAACUGAACUGCAAACAGAUGUCAGUACCGCUCACAGAUAUAUUCCUUAUUUGUGAAAUUUUGUAAAAUCGCAAAAAGGUAAUUUAAAGCAUAUCAGCGUAUUUUCAUACUUUUAAAAAUGCAUCAUACCAUUUAAUGGUUUAGUCCACAACAAUAUCCAUUUUAAGAUCUGUUAAAAGUUAAAAGAAGUU
This is a messenger RNA of Drosophila takahashii, 764 nucleotides long. RefSeq lists its product as uncharacterized. The record is from RefSeq and is a predicted model, not a curated record. Lineage: Eukaryota; Metazoa; Arthropoda; Insecta; Diptera; Drosophilidae. Gene Ontology annotation, molecular function: protein binding.